This is a messenger RNA of Trachymyrmex cornetzi, 2053 nucleotides long. RefSeq names its product glycine-rich cell wall structural protein 1.8-like. The transcript is spliced from 13 exons. Lineage: Eukaryota; Metazoa; Arthropoda; Insecta; Hymenoptera; Formicidae. Gene Ontology annotation, molecular function: RNA binding. Gene Ontology annotation, cellular component: sno(s)RNA-containing ribonucleoprotein complex; U4/U6 x U5 tri-snRNP complex; nucleolus. The record is from RefSeq and is a predicted model, not a curated record. Gene Ontology annotation, biological process: mRNA splicing, via spliceosome; maturation of SSU-rRNA.
GAUAGAGACCAGAUAUCGUCAUGUGGCAGUAUCGGACAAUCGGCCUUUUGGCCUUAAUACUCGCAACAUAUGUCCAAGCACAAUUCUUAUCUGGAGGAGUAGGGAGCGGGGAGCCUAUCAGUAGCGGAGGCAUCGGCGGUGGUCAUGGAUUCGCAACUAGAUUGAUCGAUAGAAACAUAUAUACGUACGGAAUUAAAGGAAUCGUCGGAGAUGACAGUAGUGAUGAAGGUAAAUUAUUGCGUUUGAAGCGUUAUAGCGGAGGCGUUGGCGGUGGUCUCGGGGAUGGCGGAUAUGGAUUUGGAGGUGGAACGAGUGUAGCCACAGGUGCCGGCGGAACUGAAGGAAUCGUCAGAGUUGACAGUAGUGAUGAAGGUAAAUUACUGUUAUUGCGUUCGAAGCGUUAUAGUGGAGGCAUCGGCGGUGAUUUCGGGGGUGGCGGUGGACCCGCAGGUAGAGUGAGCGAUGCAGGCAUAGGUACCGGCGGAAUUGGAGGAAUCGUCGGAGUUGACAGUAGUGAUGAAGGUAAAUUACUGUUAUCGCGUUCGAAGCGUUAUAGCGGAGGCUUCGCCUCCAGUAGCGCUAGCAGUUCGGCCAGCGCAAGCUCGUAUGGUGAUGGUAGCGGUUUCUCCAAAUCCAAUUCUCAAGCUAUCGGCAGUGCUUCGGCAGGUGCACAAUCCUCGGCUUUGACAAAUGGAGGGUACGGAGGCGGUGGACAUGGCGGCGGUGGAUACGGUGGUGGUGGACACGGUGGUGGUGGACUCGGUAGUGGCGGUGGUCAUGGCGGACUCGGAGGUGGCAGUGGACACGGCGGUUACGGGGGUGGCGGUGGACAUGGUGGCUUUGGCGGUGGUAGUAGUGGACAUGGUGGCGGUGUAGGAGGUGGUUUCGGAGAUGGUAGCGGAGGUGGAUACGGAGGCGGUGGUCACGGCGGACUCGGGGGUGGCGGUGGACAUGGUGGAAUUGGCGGUGGACAUGGUGGAAUUGAUGGUGGUCACGGUGGACUCGGGGGACUCGGAGGCUAUGGUAGUGAUAGUCACGGUGAUGGAGGUGGAAUUAACAAAGUUAGUGGAGGUGGUCAUGGUGGAAGUGGGUCUGGUGCCGGCGGCUACAGUGGAAGUAGUGCCGGUGCUGGCAGUUAUGGAGGAAGUGGUUCCGGAGGACAUGAUGGUGGUGGUCACGGAGGACAUGGUGAUAGUUCUGGUGGUGGUGGUGGUGGUGGUGGUGGGUAUGGCGGGGCUGGUUCUCAUGCAGGUAGUUACGGAGGUGGUGGUGGUGGUACCGGAGGUUACGGUGGAGGUGGCUAUGGCAACGAUGAUUUGGGAGGUGGACAUGGAGGACUUGGCGGUGGUACUGGCGGAUUAGGCGGUGGACAUGGAGGAGGUUUAAGUGGUGGAUACGGUGGAGGACAUGGAGGUGGAUUGGGCGGUGGACAUGGAGGUGGAUGUGCUAGUGGAGGAUGCGGUCUUGGUGGCGGAUAUGGUAAUGCUAAUGCUCAAGCUAGUGCGAGCGCAAAUGCCGGUGCUGGAAGUGGCGGAUAUGGAGGUCACGGAGGUCUUGGCGGUCACGGACCGGGAGUGGAUCUAUUCUCUCGUAUUGGUGACACUGAUGAUGGUGGUACGAGCAAGAGCGGUACUGUCGAUGGAGCCAAAGGAGUUUACAGCAGCAGCGCGUCUAACAUAGACAGUACCGGUAAAGGUACUUACUCCGUUAAAGCUGCGUUUUUAAAAAAUGGUAGUGCUAAUUAUCAAAGAUAGUUAUAAAUGAGUCGAAAGGAAGCAUUAUCUCAAUUUAUACAACAAAUUCAUGGUCGACCUGUUGUUGUAAAACUGAACAGCGGCGUCGAUUACAGAGGUGUACUAGCUUGUAUAGAUGGCUACAUGAACAUAGCACUUGAACAAACGGAAGAGUAUGUUAAUGGACAAUUAAAGGAUAAAUACGGAGAUGCUUUUAUACGGGGGAACAAUGUGUUGUACAUCAGUACACAGAAACGUAGAAAUUAAUCAUGAAAUAUAAAUAACUAAAAACUACAAGUUUAUUUAAUAAGCAUUUGAAA